AUGGAGGGCAAGCGUCUCCCCAAAUAUCUCCUAGCCUCAGUGCUUAUUUCCAAUGGCGGCCUUCUCAAUGGCUUAGACACCGGGUCCAUCGGCGCAAUCACAAACAUGGCGCAGUUUGCCGAAUCCAUUGGAGAGCUGUCGCCUUUUCUUCUCGGUUUUACAGUCUCUCUUAUUAUGCUGACUGGCUCUGUUCCUUCAAUCAUGGCGGGCCAUCUUGCAGACAAAUUUGGCCGGUUGAAGACGAUCCUUCUCGGCGCUAUCUUGUUCGGAAUUGGUGUGAUCUUGCAGGGCGCAGCAGGCACUCUCGCUCAGUUCCUCGUCGGCAGAGCUGUAGCAGGCUUGGGAGAAGGCGUCUACUUGACCAACGUGAGCGUCUACAUCACUGAAAUUGCACCCGCCAAGUCUCGCGGCAUGCUGGCUGGAAUGCCCCAGUUCAUGGCUACGGCCGGCGUCUGUGUCGGGUAUUUCAUCUGCUACGGCACCGUUCACAUCCAAUCCAGCAUGGCGUGGCGUCUGCCUUAUGUGAUCCAGGGAGGUCUAGCCUUGGCCUUCGGUGCGAGCUGUUUGAUUCUGCCUGAGUCGCCAAGAUGGUUAAUGUUGCAUGGGAAACGGGACGAAGCGAUCCACGCUCUCCAGCAGCUGAACGUCUCCAUGACGGAAGCUGAGACCGGAUUCCUCACUGCCACUGAGCAACGUCCGAUGGGCAAGAUUUAUGCCAGCGAGAUCCAGCCUUCGCACACUCGGGGUACAGCCAACAGUGUUGCCUCGGGCCUCAGCUUCUUCACAAACUGGCUCGUUGCCAUCCUCACUCCCAUCCUACUCGACAAGUCUGCUUUUGGGGCCUACUUCCUGUUCGGCGGUCUUGCUCUCGGAACCGUUCUCGUCCUUGCUGCAUACAUGCCCGAGACACGUGGACGUUCCCUCGAGAACAUCCAGGAAGCAUUCCAUCAGCCGAAGUUGAAGAGCGUGGGACACUACGUGCGACAGCUUGUUCCUGCGAUGCGACACAGGUCGAACGCUGCAGCCGGGUCUUCUGGUGAAGCCAUCGAGUUGGAUCAGGGCCACCGCGAGACGCUUUCAACUGCUAGCUCUGUUGACGCUGCAGCUAGAGGCUUGAGAGUUGAUAUGGUAACUGCUUGA
This is a messenger RNA of Phaeoacremonium minimum UCRPA7, 1140 nucleotides long. Its product is annotated as putative mfs sugar transporter protein. Gene Ontology annotation, molecular function: carbohydrate:proton symporter activity. Gene Ontology annotation, cellular component: membrane. Lineage: Eukaryota; Fungi; Ascomycota; Sordariomycetes; Togniniales; Togniniaceae. The record is from RefSeq and is a predicted model, not a curated record. Gene Ontology annotation, biological process: transmembrane transport; carbohydrate transport. Bases 1 to 1140 code for a protein of 379 amino acids. The transcript has 3 exons.